Messenger RNA from Aspergillus bombycis, 1803 nucleotides. RefSeq names its product fungal specific transcription factor domain-containing protein. The transcript has 2 exons. Bases 1 to 1803 code for a protein of 600 amino acids. The record is from RefSeq and is a predicted model, not a curated record. NCBI's taxonomy places the organism in Eukaryota, Fungi, Ascomycota, Eurotiomycetes, Eurotiales, Aspergillaceae. Gene Ontology annotation, molecular function: DNA-binding transcription factor activity, RNA polymerase II-specific; zinc ion binding; RNA polymerase II cis-regulatory region sequence-specific DNA binding. Gene Ontology annotation, biological process: positive regulation of transcription from RNA polymerase II promoter by galactose; DNA-templated transcription. Gene Ontology annotation, cellular component: nucleus.
AUGUGGGAACUGUCAGCUGAAGAAUUAACCCGGACUGUGAAUCAUCAGCGCAUCAUCUUGCAGAAGCUUUUCCCUUCUAGUCCCAUAGAAACCCUCGUUCCUCUCUCUCGAGAAGAACUAUUGCAAGUCAUCGCAGCUGAAGGACGGACGCGGGACGCCACCGCAGCAACUGAGCAAAAUACCACAGUGACUAGAGAGAGCGACCAUAGUGAUGAGGACCACCAACUCGAGGAGAAUCGAAAGUUAUCGAAGGGCACAUCGAAUGUCUACGAUGAUGUCAACGGCCUGUCACUCUCAUUUGAUCAACAGCAGACCAGUCUGGGGAUAUCAUCAGUCAGGUUUAUCCUACGUCUCAUCGUUGAGCGAUGGCCUACGGUAAGAACGGUACUCUAUCAGAAGAAAUGUCGUUUGGAGUUUCAGCCCCAAUCAUAUUCGCAAGGACCUCGGGAAGACAGUAGACCAUCGCCCGUUAGCAUGUUCAAUGAGGUGGCCUGUAUAGAUGCAUAUUUCAAGACUGCCAAUUCCAUUACCCCAAUGAUUGAUGAGACACAGUUCCGCAGAGUAUACAAUAGUGGAGCUCGAAAAGAUGCUGGUUGGCUUGCUCUCCGUAGCAUGGUACUCGUGGUGGGAUCAAUCGCUACUAGCAAGGAGGGAAGCCGAUACAGUCAUGCUUAUUAUGAGUCCGCACGACAGCACAUCGGUCUUGAGAGCUUCGGAUCCGCUUCUAUCGAGAGUCUGCAAGCUCUGUGUCUUUUGGGAGGAUACUAUCUACACUACCGAAAUACGCCAAAUAUGGCCAGUGCUGUUCUAGGCGCCGCAUUUCGGAUGACAACCGCACUUGGUCUCCAUAAGGAGCCUGUAGAGGAAAGCGAAACUCAAGAUGAUUUGAAAAAUCAUUUGACAAGUGCCGAAGCCCGACGGCGUACGUGGUGGAGCCUCUUUUGUCUGGAUACCUGGGCAUCCAUGACCCUCGGGCGGCCAACAUUUGGCAGAUGGGAUCCAGACGCGAUGGAUGUAUCGCUACCGAGAUAUGACAAGAGCCAAAGUCAUCCGGAUAUGAUUAUCAAUGCAUUUAGAGCGAAUGUGGACUUUUGCAAACUAGCCACUGAAAUCCAAAAACGACUUGCCCAAUCAGAUCCGCCUACGAUUGGUGAAAUCAAUACUUUUGAUACUGCUCUUAGAAGCUGGUACGAUGAAGCUUUAACGGCUAUCUCGCCUGGAAACUGCCCAGAUGAUUUUGUUGUUGUCAGAGACUACUUGCGGAAUCGGUAUAUGAACGCCCGAAUUCUUUUACUCCGGCCUGUACUUCUGCGCCAUGUGGAAAAUAAGACACAAUUCGAGGAUUUGGCAGAGGAUGACAGAGAAGCUAUCGUCAAUUGUCAAAAAGUUAGCCUUGAAGCUAUUCGCAACAUUGCAUGUUGUAUGCGACCCAACUCAUUUUGGGUAUGGGGCAGUACCUGGUAUCUUUACCAGUCCUGCCUUGUCCCUUUGAUGAUGUUGCUCGCUUUCCCAUGCCAACCGGAACUACUGUCUUGUCAUUCAGAAAUUGACCAAGCUCUUGCAGCUUUCAAGUCAUUUAUGCCCUGGAAUGCAGCUGCCCGACGGUCAUAUGACGUGGUUGAAAGUAUUUACGAAGCCAGCAGGAAUGUAACAGCACUCGAGGCGAGUAGCGGAAUCCUAACAGCAUUAGGGGAGAUGGAUAUGGAAUUUUGGACUCUCGCCGCAGGAGGCUUUGAAUAUGACUACGAAUGGGAAUCUCUAAUACACUGGGAGAAGACCCUCACCCCCAAUAUAGAAGAUUGA